Molecule: messenger RNA, 2285 nt
Organism: Aptenodytes forsteri (emperor penguin)
Lineage: Eukaryota; Metazoa; Chordata; Aves; Sphenisciformes; Spheniscidae
Product: F-box/WD repeat-containing protein 7
Exons: 12
Coding region: 79-2043 (654 amino acids)
Biological process (GO): proteasome-mediated ubiquitin-dependent protein catabolic process; ubiquitin recycling
Cellular component (GO): cytoplasm; nucleus
Molecular function (GO): ubiquitin binding
Source: RefSeq, a predicted model, not a curated record
AAGGGCUUCAACUCACUCGAUGAUCUUCUCCAUGUCAAAGGCAUCACCACCCGCAUCUUGGAGCUGAACAGUCAGCGGAUGACUUGCAGGAGGAGGCCAAGCAGCGAAGAAGCUGCGAGGGUGGUGGCUGAGGAGGAGGAUGUUUCGGGCCCCUGGGAGCCGGAGCGCUCUGGGAAAGGGAGCCCAGGGUCAGGACCGGAGACUGACAGCUCCAGUGGGCGAGGGACGCAGGAGCCAGUCAGCUCCACAGUCUGCAGGGAGCAGGAGGAGGAGGAGGAGGAAGAAGAGGAAGAGGGGAGCUGCUACAGUGAGGAAGGGGAGGAUGGCAGCAACGUCUACUUCUAUUACACCAUUGGAGAGCGCUGGAUAGACUACCUGCAGCGGACAGAGGAUGGUGGCCUCCUCCAUCACGUGCGGCCCAAGAUGAAGCGCAAGUCGGAGAACGGCCUGGAUGGCAGGGCCCUUUCCCCCGGUAAAAAGCUGUGCAAGGGCUCUGAGUACAGCAGGACACUGGGUCCCUGCAUGCCCAGUCCCACCACCACCUUUGGCGACCUGCGCAACGCCAAAGCAGGCCAGGCACGGCGCCGCCGCAUCCCCUCAGUUGCCCCUCCUCCCGAGCUGCAGGACUGGCUCCGCACCUUCCAGCGGUGGAGUGGCCCAGAGAAGCUUCUUGCUCUGGAUGAGCUCAUUGAUCGCUGCGAGCCCUCCCAAAUCAAGUACAUGAUGCAGGUCAUUGAACCCCAGUUCCAGAGAGACUUCAUUUCCCUGCUGCCCAAGGAGCUGGCACUCUAUGUCCUCUCAUUCCUGGAGCCUCGGGACCUGCUCCGUGCUGCCCAGACCUGUCGCUACUGGAGGGUCUUGGCUGAAGAUAACCUGCUUUGGAGAGAGAAAUGCCGUGAAGAAGGCAUCGAGGAGCCCUUGAACCUGCGGAAGCGGCGCCUGCUGAGCCCUGGAUUCAUGUACAGCCCCUGGAAAUUUGCCUUCAUGCGGCAGCACAAAAUUGACAUGAAUUGGCGCAGCGGGGAGCUUAAAGCCCCCAAGGUGCUGAAGGGACACGAUGACCAUGUCAUUACCUGCCUGCAGUUCUGUGGCAACCGGAUAGUCAGUGGCUCAGAUGACAAUACACUCAAAGUGUGGUCAGCUGUCACUGGGGAGUGUGUGCAGACACUGGUUGGCCACACAGGGGGUGUGUGGUCUUCCCAGAUGAGGGACAGCAUUGUCAUCAGCGGCUCCACAGACCGGACACUCAAAGUGUGGAAUGCAGACACAGGCGAAUGCGUGCACACACUGUAUGGGCACACGUCCACAGUGCGCUGCAUGCAUUUGCAUGGGAACAGGGUUGUAAGUGGCUCACGGGACGCCACUCUGCGCCUCUGGGACAUUGAGACUGGGCAAUGUCUGCAUGUGCUGAUGGGGCACGUGGCUGCCGUGCGCUGCGUGCAGUACGACGGGCACAAGGUGGUGAGCGGUGCAUACGACUACACAGUGAAAGUGUGGGACCCCGAGAGCGAGAGCUGCACUCAUACGCUGCAGGGACACACGAACCGCGUCUACUCCUUGCAGUUUGAUGGGACACACAUCGUGAGUGGCUCUCUGGACACGUCGAUUCGAGUGUGGGACGUAGAGAGUGGAAACUGCCUACACACCCUCAUGGGGCACCAGUCACUCACGAGUGGCAUGGAGUUACGUGACAAUAUCCUUGUAUCUGGCAAUGCUGACUCCACAGUCAAGAUCUGGGACAUCAAGACAGGCCAGUGCCUGCAAACACUGCAGGGGCCUAGCAAGCACCAGAGUGCUGUGACCUGCCUACAGUUCAGCUCCAAGUUUGUGGUGACCAGCUCAGAUGAUGGUACCGUCAAGCUCUGGGACCUCAAGACGGGCGAGUUUGUGCGCAACCUGGUUGCACUGGAGAGUGGGGGCAGUGGGGGUGUAGUGUGGCGCAUCCGCGCCUCUAACACCAAGCUCGUGUGUGCGGUGGGCAGCCGCAAUGGCACGGAGGAGACCAAGCUGCUGGUGCUGGACUUUGAUGUGGACCUGAAAUGAACCUGGCCAGUCCAGGCUGGGAUGGAGGAUCCCGCGGGCUGGGCAUAGCAGCUGGUCUUGGUGGGGCUGGCCCCAGAGCAGGCACUAGCUCCCCGCGGGCUGUAAAUACUGUUUGCAUCUGUCUGGGCCUUAUUUAUAUAUGUGUGAACUCCCUGUGGGGAGCCUGCUCCUGGCUGGGGCACUGUACAGAGGAAGCAGCAUGUUUUGUACACACUAAUAUAUCGAUUUAUUUCUGUACCUAG